Molecule: messenger RNA, 1755 nt
Organism: Marchantia polymorpha subsp. ruderalis
Lineage: Eukaryota; Viridiplantae; Streptophyta; Marchantiopsida; Marchantiales; Marchantiaceae
Source: the annotation of a GenBank genome assembly
CAUCGAUAGAGCCAGGAGUUCAUAUGAGAUUUUCAUCACACAUUAGUGGCUGUGAAGAACUCCAUACCUCCUCCAACAGCAUCGGCAAUGCUCAAGUAUGAAUCUUCAUGUGAAUCAGAGUCCACUACAUCCGGCAUUGGCUUUGGGAGAGCGGAAAAAGUAGAAAGUGAAACCCAAGAUGAAGACGCGGCACAGAAUCUACCACAAUGUGAUCCGGCAAUUCCUGGAUAUGCUGGUCCUUACGAUUUCUCAUUCAGAUCUGGACUGUCCAACAUCCCAACUGGUUCUGGAGAGGCCAGCAAAUCGGUACCAGCUACAGAUGAUGAGAAGCAAGAUGGAGAGGCACCACGACGUCGGCUGGAAAUAGUCCUAGCGGAUCCUCUUCGUGUAGAAGAUGGGGAGGUUGGACCCGAUUUAAAGCUCCAGCAGACCGGAACAUCUUCAACUACCAGUAGUACACUUUCACUCGAUUGUCCGUCUUGCGAAAGGAAGAUUCCAAAGUAUGGAGCGCUGAACAAACUGACUUGUGUUUGUGGGCAUUCUCUAUGCUAUAUCUGCUGUGAGAGUGUCCCAUAUGGAUCUAACCGGGCUGCCUAUGAGCAUUUUUGCCUCCACGAGAGAUACAAUUCGGACAGACCGUGUAGACAAUGCACAUCUUGUCAUCUGUACGAUGUCUAUGAGCGUGAGGGGGAUAUCAAGCACGCGAGAAGCACUAAAAGAGAGAAUGUGCGAAUAAUGCCCGGAGCGGAGGACCGGGAAAAAUCUCAAGGUGUUUCGUCGGUGGGAUCGAAGAGUGGAAAAGUAAAUAUCUAUGCAAGAGUUACACAAAAUACCUCCACCACAAGACACGACAGGUGGGUUGCUCGACAGCUGCAGAGAGUGGCACUGGCCAGAGGGAGCACUUCGUCAUUCAAGGAUGAGCUUACUACUACUCAACCAGGAGUCCAUCUAAAUAAGAUGAUCAUUGAUUUAGUGGACAUGGAGGAGGAUAUUUGUCAGGAAAGUGAUGCUCCAGGUGGAGGUGCAGAGAGUUUAAGCCAGGACAGAAAUCUGAGUCUGAGUUUGUGUAGCAUUGAUGAGCAAAUGCAGCAGAUAGUUUUCUCGUCUGAUCAUGAAGCAGCCUCUGAUCAUAACUCACCGUUGCACGAGAAUUUGAUAGAGCUUGGAGAAGCUGAAGAGCUUGAAGUAGCUCAAGUGGAAAACGAGAUUAUUGAAUUUGAGCUGGGACGUAUCUCAGACAGUGAUGACGAGGAUGACGCAAUUUCCGAUGUGGAAAGGGAGCAGGGACUGCAGUCUGGAGAGCAGACGCAAAUCUUCAAGAUCUUCAAUCAAGAACAGAUUGAUCUGAAUAGAAAUGGCCCUGACAAUGAUGUUCAUCAUGCAGGAACAAGCGUGGAGCUUCAUGGACGAAAAUAUUACGAUCCGACAAGAGGUGAAUGUGAAAAUCAAAUAAAUUACACUUCUCUUGCAACAAGCCCUGUCCCAGAUACAGGUGAGGACAAAAACGUCAGUAGCAACAAUGAGCUUGGUGAUAAGAGUAGCUGCAAUUUAGAAUCUCGGAUAGCACAGGUCACUUCAAGGAUACCUCAAACCAGAUCUCGGAAGAGGAAAGAAGCUACGAUCAUGAAGGAAGAAUGAGAUUUCCUAUGAGCCCAACUUAACCCCAUCAUAAUGUUCCACUAAGAUACAAAAAAAUUGCAGCAGAAAAUCAAAACUAAGCUGUUGACCAAAAUCAAAUAACCUUAUUAAUACUUC